CUGCCCGCAAACACGGUGGCAGAAAUCUCGGGAGGAUCGUUCAAACUCCGCCGCCCAAAUGCGCGCGACCGUGGCGUCUGCGCGAACUGACGCGGCCCCAUCACCUGAGCGUAUAUACGCCUCUCUCCGUCGCCGCCCUCCUCUUUGCUCUUUCCAUCUCCGUGCUGCCCAUCGUGCGGCAAUUCAGUCUGUACGCCACCGCAAUCGCACCCAUCAUGCCCGACGGCUCCUACGAACGCCCGCAACAGCGGCAGUUCAACCCUUACUCUGAGAAUGGAGGCACUAUCCUCGCCAUCGCGGGUGCGGACUUCUCAGUCAUUGCGGGUGACACCAGGCAGAGCGAGGGGUACAGUAUCCAGACGCGUUAUGCACCCAAGGUCUUCAGAUUAACUGAGCGCGCGGUGCUAGCGGUCAAUGGAUUCGCGGCAGAUGGUAACAUGUUCGUGAAGAAGGUGAAGCAGCGGCUCGAGUGGUACCGCCAUGCCCACGCAAAAGACAUGCCCCUCCGCGCGAUCGCGAGACUCAUCCAGACGAUGCUCUACGCGCAACGUUUCUUCCCUUACUACGUCUACAACAUCCUCGGUGGCAUCGAGGAAGACGGCACGGGUGCCGUUUACUCUUUCGACCCCGUCGGCUCGUAUGAGCGUGAAGCAUGUCGAGCCGCGGGUGCUGCACAGUCUCUCGUGCAGCCCUUCCUGGACAACCAGAUCUAUUUCAAGAACCAGACACCGGCGCCCGGUACCAAUCAUCCCACGCACCUUCCUCUCCCAGACGUCCUCUCCAUCGUCAUCGACUCGUUCACGAGCGCAACAGAGCGCCACAUUGAGGUCGGCGACGGCCUCGAAAUCUACGUCGUGCUCGCGAAGGGGCGGAGUACGCAAGAACUUGCGAGUAUCGGGGGCCUUCAAGAGCUGAGCACGAGAGCAGAAGGCGACCGCAUGUUUGUGAUCAGGCGAGACCUAAAGAAGGACUAGAGCGGGCAAGGAGAGAGGAAGUAUCGUAUGCCCGUGUUUCUUUCGUCCGCACACACCGAAUGGACAGCCAUCCCACUGUGCCUGCCGCUCGCAUCCGCACGCCUGUUCCCCCGCCCCUCCG
Molecule: messenger RNA, 1095 nt
Organism: Rhodofomes roseus
Lineage: Eukaryota; Fungi; Basidiomycota; Agaricomycetes; Polyporales; Fomitopsidaceae
Product: proteasome subunit
Exons: 6
Coding region: 216-974 (252 amino acids)
Cellular component (GO): proteasome core complex
Source: RefSeq, a predicted model, not a curated record